GCCGCGUUCGCGCAGUUCUCACUGUGCGUAUAGCGACGGUGUAGGCGGAGCUGGUUUUUUGGAGAGUGUUUUUUUCUCCGUCGCACAAAGCAUUUUUGUCAACUCGCUUGUUGAAAAACUCGGUAUAUCCAUCUUUUUUGUUGAAAAACUCACCACCUUCAACAUUCAUCAUGGCUGCUCCCCCGUCGGGCGGCGCAGCAGGAGGUGAGGGUCAACCAGUCGACCCAACCGACCCCGACGCCCCCAAGGUCCUGGACGAAACCCACCAGCACAUUGACGAUGCCACCCGGCACAUGAAGCAAAAGCUCGCGAUCGUGAUGCAGGGCGGAAAAGAGGAAGACGAGCAACACGAAGACGACCACCCAACGGACAGCGCGCGCUCUGGCUCGGAUGUCGAGGCGAACAGAACGGCGAAGAAGCCGCUGCUCGGGAGUUUUGAGGACCGGCACGGAAUCGACAACGGGGACGAGGAUGACAGCGAUGAUGAAGACAACGACGCAGCUCACGACCGGGAUUACCACACGCUGCUGCAGUUAGCGCAAUCACAACUAGCCGCAGAGGUGGUGUUGAGCGGUAUAAUCUUUAUGUUGAAUGUUGAGCUUGAGCUUUUUUUGCAAACCUGCAUGCCAGAUGCGCGUGACGAAACAGCAUAUGCUUUAUUCGACGAAAAAAACAAAAAUAAUUUAUCAAAUUUAUGUACUUACUGUACUAUCAGCCGAAUCUGCAGCCUCCCCUUCGCAAGACGACGAACCUGAGCUCCCAACCUCGCCAAGCUCUCCCUCUCCGUCAGCUGCAGCUCCAAAAGCAUCAGCCAGUGGGGCUGCGAAGCAGGCGGGCUCACAAAGUGCGGCGAAGAGAACAAAAUCGAAGAGGCCUGAGUACGAACAGGCGAUGGAAAGGGUUGACUCGCUGAAGCAGCUCGCGGGCGCGAGCCCGCAAAUAGCGAACAUCCUCGGGGCGGAGGGAGCGCAACAGCCCAUGAGCAAAGUGGAAGCCAUGGCCGUGGCGGCACGAAUGAAAAAGCGACUUGCGGCCGAAUGUGAAAGCACGAUGGAUUCCGCGGAGGGGUUGUCGUUGGCAGAGAAGAUGGCACUGCAGAAUCGGAUUUUCAGGUUGCGGAAUGAUUACGAUCUGGCGGGGAGCUGAGCAGCGGCUUCGUCGGGUGCGCCGAAUCUUUUGAGUUUGACAUAGUGCGUUGUAUUAUGUGGCUAGUACUAGCUGCGAGAUCGAGAUGAAUUUCUUGGUUUUACUUGUUACAACAACGCUCGCUCGUUUGUUUUUGCAGAGUAGGGUGGAAAAGGAGUGCGCAAUCGUGUACAAUUUUUGGCUUCGCGUUGAAGAAGCGAUGUAAAAUUUUUGUGAUUUGACUAGUGUCAAUGAAUUAAAUGGGAUCUUCUGCGAAGGCUGCAACGACCCACCGUAGAGAUGGAGAAAACUUGUCCGACGACGGUGGUGCAAGAGGGCUUUGUUAGGACACUCGGCGUUCUUAACCAAGUCGAAGCUAACCUCAUCAGAUAUGCCACAGCACCAGC
This is a messenger RNA of Amoebophrya sp. A120, 1532 nucleotides long. The record is from the annotation of a GenBank genome assembly. NCBI's taxonomy places the organism in Eukaryota, Dinophyceae, Syndiniales, Amoebophryaceae.